Messenger RNA from Chanos chanos (milkfish), 1924 nucleotides. It is a transcript of the gene hacl1, whose product is annotated as 2-hydroxyacyl-CoA lyase 1. The transcript is spliced from 17 exons. Gene Ontology annotation, cellular component: peroxisome. Bases 19 to 1728 code for a protein of 569 amino acids. NCBI's taxonomy places the organism in Eukaryota, Metazoa, Chordata, Actinopteri, Gonorynchiformes, Chanidae. Gene Ontology annotation, biological process: fatty acid alpha-oxidation. Gene Ontology annotation, molecular function: thiamine pyrophosphate binding; catalytic activity; magnesium ion binding. The record is from RefSeq and is a predicted model, not a curated record.
UUUGCGGAGUCUAAAAUCAUGGAUGAAGUGACUGGAGCUCAGCUCAUCGCUGAGGCUUUGAAAACUCAGAAUGUGGAGUUCAUGUUCGGUGUGGUUGGUGUGCCGAUCAUCGAAGUCGCUAUGGCAGCUCAGGCUGCCGGUGUAAAGUAUGUCGGCAUGCGAAACGAACAGGCGGCUUGUUAUGCUGCGUCCGCGGUGGGCUAUCUGACAGGACGGCCAGCUGUGUGCCUGGUGGUGUCUGGACCAGGUCUGAUCCACGCGCUGGGUGGAAUGGCCAACGCUAACAUGAACUGCUGGCCCGUUCUGGUCAUUGGAGGUUCUUCAGAUCGGAACCAGGAGACCACAGGAGCUUUUCAAGAGUUUCCCCAGGUGGAAGCCUGUCGACUAUACAGUAAGUUUUCUGCGCGGCCCAGCAGUCUGUCUGCCAUACCCAGCGUCAUCGAAAAGGCCGUACGGAGCAGCAUCUACGGCCGUCCAGGUGCCUGUUAUGUCGACAUCCCAGGGGACAUGGUCAACGCUCGGGUGGAGAGAAACCGCGUCAGAGAGGUUUCGUGCUGUCCUCCGCCUCCUGUGAGUCUUGCAGAGGUCAGUGCCGUUACUCAAGCUCUGAAUGUGCUGAAAACAGCCAAAUGCCCACUGCUCAUCAUUGGCAAAGGUGCAGCGUAUGGUCGGGCGGAGGCAGGGUUGCGGGAGUUGGUGGAGCUGAGCGGACUGCCCUUCCUGCCUACACCCAUGGGGAAGGGGGUGCUGCCCGACAACCACCCGCAGUGUGUAGCAGCUGCCAGGUCCAGGGCUCUCCUACAGGCUGAUGUGGUGGUGUUGUUGGGGGCCAGACUUAACUGGAUGCUCCAUUUCGGUUUUCCUCCCAGAUUCAGUCCUAAUGUCAAAGUCAUUCAGGUAGAUCUGUGUCCUGAGGAGAUGGGGAACAAUGUGAGACCUGUUGCUGCUCUUUUGGGAGACAUACGAGCUAUAGUCACACAGCAGUUGCUGGAGAUUUUGAGAGCAGACCAGUGGAGAUACCCGUCUGACACAGCGUGGUGGAGUACACUCAGAGAGAAAAUGGCCUCCAACGCAAAGAUAUCCAAGACUCUAGCUGCACAGUCUGCUGUCCCCAUGAAUUACUACACAGUGUUCCACCACAUGGCCCGGCUCUUACCCACAGACUGUGUCAUUGUGAGCGAAGGGGCCAAUACCAUGGACAUCGGCCGCACUAUGAUUCACAACUACCUGCCCCGACACAGGUUGGAUGCAGGUACAUUUGGCACCAUGGGCGUGGGCCUGGGUUUCGCCAUCGCGGCUGCCAUGCUGGAGAGGGACAAACAAACACCCCAGAGGGUGGUGUGUGUGGAGGGAGACAGCGCCUUUGGAUUUUCAGGAAUGGAGGUGGAGACCAUGUGCAGGUAUAAACUUCCCGUUAUCAUCAUUGUCAUCAACAACAACGGAAUCUACAGUGGCCUGGACUCCGACACGUGGAGAGAGAUGGAGAGAGCAGGAGAUAUGACCACUCUAGCUCCUCCAGUGACUCUCCUCCCUGACGCGCGGUAUGAGGAGGUGAUGACUGCCUUUGGAGGAGGUGGCUUUCUGGUGCGCACUCCGGAGGAGUUACGCAGCGCACUGCAGGAGAGCCUGAACAACACACACACACCCUCCCUCAUCAAUGUCCUCAUAGAGCCCUCAUCAGACCGCAAGCAGCAGGAGUUUCCCUGGCUGACUCGCUCAAACUUGUAGACUGAGAGCUGGACUUCCAGGAGUGUGAGAUGGAAUGACUCUCUCCAUCUGUCCAUCUGUCUGUACUUCAUCCACGUGCAGCGUCCCAAUCUGCUGUCGCGUGUCUGUCUCCUGCCUGCGUGUCUGUCUCCUGCCUGCGUGUCUGUCUCCUGCCGCAUGUCUGUCUGCUGUCGCGUGUCUGUCUCCUGGCGCGUGU